AUGGAAGCAAUUUGGAACCACGUGCAAUUAGACCGUCCACCAAAUGCGAGUUGUCGUAUUGCAUGUCAAAAAGUCGAUGCAUGUAGAUUUCUGACGACUCUAGACAAAGUUAUACAAAACUUGACUUCUCAAGAACUGUUGCACAAAGAAGCAGCAAUUCUAAGUAGAUUAAUUUAUCGUAUGAAAAGUAAAUUUCGAAAUGACAAAGGUCUUAAGUCAAUGUCUAAAGUGAAUAAAGCCUUGCUCAAGUAUCUAAUGCUAUCUCUUGAAAAAGAUUAUAAAAAUUUGAAGGAUUAUGUUAGUAUAGGUGAAAAGUAUAUUACAUUACCUAGCAAACAAAUGGUAGAAUGUGUUUUGGUUAAAACACAAGGCUUUGCAAAACUCAUGUUACGUAUAGAAGAGGUUUCUAAAUACUCUGCACAUUUUCUUAAGUGUAGAAUAAAUAUAGGUCAUUCAUGGGGUACUGCUAUUAUUGCAUACUCUGUUGUAAGUAGAAUAUGGAUCUUAUCAAGGCACCUAGUUAAACAAUCAUGUGUUUGGUAUAACAGUUUAUAUAAUUAUCUAAGAUUAUUCGAAGAUUCUGGAUCAUACUGGCUUCCUGAAAAUUAUGUAUUCCCAAGUGAUUUAAAAUCAUGGCUAUUAGUACCGUGGAUAGAUGAACCUACUCCUAGGGUUCCCAAAAAUCAUGCAGUAACAAAUACUAUGUUCAAAUUAAUUACUCCUCGUGACUAUGAUUCAGAUGAAGAGAUACUUUCAGAUGUACAAGAUCUUAGCAAAGAAACAAAAUCUGAAAUUGCAUCUUUAAAUGUGGGGAAAGAAUAUAUACAGAAUCCAGUAACAAAUAUCGAAAAUAGCAAUAUUAUGCCUGAUGAUGAUACAGGAGCAAUUAUUAAUCGCCACCUUUUUAAUUUAAAACGCGCUCAAGAUGCACAAACGAGCUCUAAAAACGUAGAGCAAAAAAAAUUCAUAAAAGUUGAAGAAACAAAAGAAAAAAAGUAUGAUCCAGCAACAAGCAUUCAGAAUAAUGAUCAUGAAUUUCAUACUGAAAGUACAAGUGUAAAAAAAGUUAAAAACAUAACAGGAAAACCAAAAAAAUUGACAAAGAACAAAACUGCGCAAAAACUAUUAACUUUUGACGACGUUAAAAAAAAGUCGGAUUUACUCGCACUAUUAGGCAAAGAAUCAUAUCCCGGCUUCGACAAAUUACAAUGGAAUAUGAUUCGAAAUAAAAGUAAAAAAUUACUAGACAAAUUAGAGGCUUCUUCAAAAGAAACCAAGCAAUCGAUAAUAAUAAAAAAGGUAACGAAACGCAUAAAAAGUUGGACUACUUAA
Molecule: messenger RNA, 1332 nt
Organism: Habropoda laboriosa
Lineage: Eukaryota; Metazoa; Arthropoda; Insecta; Hymenoptera; Apidae
Exons: 5
Coding region: 1-1332 (443 amino acids)
Biological process (GO): positive regulation of Notch signaling pathway
Cellular component (GO): nucleus
Source: RefSeq, a predicted model, not a curated record